UCUAACUUGCUUUUACCUGCUCUUUUUUCUAAGUACAACAAUUUAUUAUGUAUUAUUCUUUCGCAUGCUUAAUUUCAAGUUUUUAUUUUUAAAUUUUCCUCUAUUUUCUCUCCAACUUUCACUUAAUCAACUUUACAGUUUCAAAUGAAUAUUUUAUGUUUUAAUUUAUUUGUUUAAUUUAUUUUUAACAUCAAACAAUGAAAAUACUACUAUUGUUUGUAACAACUCUAUUAUCUUUAACUAAAAUUUUGUUAACAACUAAAUCUGAAUUUUGUUCAUCCUUUGGUCAAUUUGAAUGUAAUUGUGGCAAUCCUCGUUGUAUUGAUUCAAGUUCUGUUGAAGAUGGAGUUGCUGACUGUUCUGAUGCUAGUGAUGAAAUUAGGGAAUCUCCAAAUAUUCCUUGUGGUGAUGCUAAAAUUCCAAGAAGAAGCAAAAGUAAUUUUAGAAGAAAUCCUGAGGAAAUGCCAAGGUUUUGUUCAAAAGAGAAAUUGAGGAAUUGCCCAGAAGAAUUGGGACAAAUAUGCGUGGAGUGGCCAAGAAACCAUCAAAGAUGUGUUUGCCGUUUAGGCUUUUUCCGGGCACCUGGACAUUCUGCUUGUCUUCCUAUAGAAAGCUUUCCACAUUUAAAUGUCUCAAAAGUUGUAGAUUUGACAGAUGAAUAUGCUAGUGGUCGGUUAAAUUGUUCAAGACUUGUGUCAGAUUUAUCAAUGAUGUAUCCAGGCAUUUUUCUUUUUCGAAGGGAAGGAGAAGCUGGUGGAGGAGAGGAAAAGGAAGAGAAAAUAAGGUCUGUAGGGUCUGCACAAAAAUUAAAAAAAUUCUAUUUUAGUCCUAAUACUAGACGAAGUAGCAACAAUAAAUUACCAGCUAGGGAUGAACCUCCUGUAUCCGAUGAUGAUAUUUCUGAUAAAGAAGAGUGUACAUUGCUGGAUGAUAUUGAUGAAAAUAAAAUUGGGGGGAAAGGAGGAUGUUCAAAUGGAAAAAUUUGUGUUGUUUCUGGACAAAACAAGAGUGAAAUAAAAGGAAGGAAUUUGACUGUUAAGGGUAUUUGUGUUGUCAAUGAGUGUUCUGAAUCAACUUUGAAUGACUGCCACAAGGAUGCACGUUGUAUCGACAAUGAUUUUGGUUAUGAAUGUCUUUGCCCCGAAGGAUAUUUGGAUACAUCCUUAAAUCCUCAACAAGAACCUGGACGUAAUUGUAAAAAAUUAGUCAAUGAAUGUUUAAAUCCUUUGCAAAAUGAUUGUAAUACAAACGCUGAUUGUUUGGAUGAACUUGUAGGUUUUAGUUGCCAUUGUCGUCCAGGAUAUGUAGAUAUUGGUGAUGGCAAAAGAAGAGGACGAAAAUGUGUAAAAAGAGCUGACACUAAAAACAACAACAACAAACUCUGCAUUGGAAAAAACUGCGAAUCAUCGCCAGAGGCCGUUUGUGACGAAAGGGCGCCAGAAGACGCUACCUAUCUCUGCCAUUGUCCACCAGGCUUCAUUGUUGAAUACGUUGAUGAAUCACUAUCAGAGGAAUUUUCAAAAGGAAAGAAAAAACAACAUCCACGCGGUGCAGCGAUUUGUUUACCUAUCAGCUCAUCAGAAGGUAAAGUGGAAAAAUAA
Messenger RNA from Meloidogyne enterolobii, 1601 nucleotides. The record is from the annotation of a GenBank genome assembly. Lineage: Eukaryota; Metazoa; Nematoda; Chromadorea; Rhabditida; Meloidogynidae.